Molecule: messenger RNA, 1764 nt
Organism: Fonsecaea erecta
Lineage: Eukaryota; Fungi; Ascomycota; Eurotiomycetes; Chaetothyriales; Herpotrichiellaceae
Exons: 3
Coding region: 1-1764 (587 amino acids)
Biological process (GO): transmembrane transport
Cellular component (GO): membrane
Molecular function (GO): transmembrane transporter activity
Source: RefSeq, a predicted model, not a curated record
AUGCUGGCACAUGAAGAUGCCUUCGCAGAGGAGGCGCAAGAGGAGAUCAGACUGGCUGAGGAAAGCCAUGCAGAGUCUACCACAAACGCAAGGUUCCAUAUCAGCGACAGUCAAGAUGAUGAGGAGGACGAGAUGAGUCCUCUGAUGAGCCCGGACCAGCGUCGAAACAAACCCACCGCAUAUGCAAGGACUCGCCCAAGUUUUGAAAGGGCGAUCAAUGAACCUUGGAACGGCGCCCACGGCUCAAGUGACCUCCCCUGGUACAAGACCCCUUCUAUAUUUUGGCUGCUUCCUGCGUUCUUCCCCUUCUGUAUCGCCUUUGGCGGCAUCAUUGUUCCCAAGACAUAUCUCGUCCUCGACCUGAUCUGUAAGGACUAUCUCUCGGAGCAAGCAUCAGAGAACCCGAACUUCCACUUUCUACCGGUUGUGCUAGGCGAGGAGAAUCCUCAGUGCAGAGAUCCCCACGUGCAAGCCCGGGUGGCCAACUUCAAUCUCUAUGUCAAUCUUCUCAGUGGAAUGUUUUCCGCCAUAAUAUCUCCCCAUCUAGGGUCGCUUUCAGACCGUAUCGGACGAAAGAAGGUCAUGGUCACUGCUUCCCUGGGCGCGUUGGCCGCCGAAAUCAUCACCAUCAUUGUCGGCCAGACAAACGGCCGGGUUUCUGUUUACUGGUUGCUUCUUGGAGGUCUCAUCGAUGGACUGUGUGGCUCGUUCACCACGGCUUUGGCCUUGGCCUUUGCCUAUGCGUCCGAUUGCACCCCUCCCGAACGUCGAGCUGUCGCUUUUGGCUAUUUCCAUGGGAGUCUCUUUUCUGGGAUUGCGUUGGGCCCAAUCGUAUCGGGCUAUCUGAUCAAGGUGACGGGGACCGUCAUGAUUGCGUUCUACCUCGCUCUUGCGUGUAACGCAUUUUUUAUCGUCUUCACCCUACUUGCUGUGCCAGAGUCUCUCUCCAAGGAGCGACAACUGCUGGCACGAGAGAAAAGACAGUUCGCGCGCGCCGAGCUGCCAGACAGUGACUGGAUCAGCACCAUCAAGAACUACAACCUCUUCGAACCACUUUGGAUUCUGAGGCCGAAAGGCGAAGGCUCGAGCUCGGCGUUGAGGAAGAACUUGUUUGUGCUCGCGGCCAUCGACACGAUGAUGUUCGGCGUGGCCAUGGGAACCGUGCAGAUCAUGCUCAUAUAUGCAGAGUACCGCUUCGGUUGGACUGCCGUCAACUCCAGCAUGUACCUUUCUGCUGUCAACGUCUGCCGCGUGCUGGGUUUGGUCCUGAUCCUGCCGCUACUCACCAGGAUCUUCCGGGGACCGGGCCAAAUGCACUCAAAAGGACACAAGGGCUCGGAUAUGCUCGAUAUUUGGAUUAUCCGGGGAGCCAUCAUUUUCGACCUGGUAGGGUACAUUGGCUAUGCUUUCACCCCAUCUGGUGCGAUCAUGGUGCUUUCCGGCAUGAUCGCAUCUCUCGGUGGGAUUGGCUCGCCGACCCUCCAGUCUUCUCUCACGAAACAUAUCCCUGCCGACCGGACGGGCCAAGUGCUCGGUGCCUCGGGGCUUCUGCAUGCUCUGGCACGAGUGGUCGCACCGACGGUCUUCAACCUGAUUUACAGCCAGACAGUGGGCAUCUACGCCGGGAUCGUCUUCAUCUGCUUGGCUUCGAUUUUCGUCGUUGUUUUCAUUCUCAGUUGGUUUUUGAGGCCGAACGUCUAUCUUGCGGAGCCAUCUGCCGUCCAUCUUGAUUCAUCAGAGGGUGACGAGGACCACCUCGAAUGA